Molecule: messenger RNA, 789 nt
Organism: Pogonomyrmex barbatus (red harvester ant)
Lineage: Eukaryota; Metazoa; Arthropoda; Insecta; Hymenoptera; Formicidae
Product: odorant receptor 13a-like
Biological process (GO): sensory perception of smell; detection of chemical stimulus involved in sensory perception of smell
Cellular component (GO): plasma membrane
Molecular function (GO): olfactory receptor activity; odorant binding
Source: RefSeq, a predicted model, not a curated record
AUGGAAUUUUCAGCAUCUCUAGGUUAUAAAGAUUUCGUGUGGGCAGUCGAACUCCAUCGCAAGGGUUUGGAAAUAAUCGGUUUGUGGCCUAAAAUCGAUAAAUCCGUUAAGGAAGGUUUAUGGCCAAAAAUUCGUGUGUGCAUUAUCUUAAGUUUACUAAUAUUUGUUUGUAAUAUUCCAAUGUUGUAUGCGGUUGUACAAACUUGGGGCAAUAUGAUACUUGUAAUAGACAAUUUACGAACAACGUUACCUAUGUUGAUAGCUUCAGUGAAAUAUGUCAUUAUACGCUACAAACAAGCAGUUCUUUCGUCAAUGAUAAGUAUGAUGGCGGAAGAUUGGAUAAAAUUUAAGCUGGACACAGAGAGAAAUGUGAUGAUAGAACGAGCUCGAACUUCUCGAUUAAUCAUGAUUAUUGGAUACAUUUUCACGAUAAUUGGACUUAUCACAAUGACUAUUCCUUUUUUUGGUGUACAAGUAGGAUAUGUAAUGAAUAUAACGGGUCGUAGCAAGAUGUUACCAAUCAAGACAUAUCACUUCUAUGAUGCUGAUAAGAGUCCGCAGUUUGAAUUGACAUUUUUCUUUCAAGCUGUAACAUGUUUCUUUGCAGCUGGCAGUUACAUGUUUAUCGAUAUUUUGUUAUUGCUAAUGAUUUUUCACAUUUGUGGUCAGUUAGAGAACUUCAGACACCAAUUAAUUAGAUUGAUUUUAUGUAAAAAUUUCAACAGAACUUUAAAUAAUAUUAUAACGACUCAUUCACGACUUAUCAGGUAUGAUUUUUUAUUGUGACUA